This is a messenger RNA of Dreissena polymorpha, 8722 nucleotides long. RefSeq names its product discoidin domain-containing receptor 2-like. The transcript is spliced from 17 exons. The record is from RefSeq and is a predicted model, not a curated record. Gene Ontology annotation, cellular component: signaling receptor complex. The coding region runs from base 802 to 3663 and encodes 953 amino acids. Gene Ontology annotation, molecular function: collagen binding; protein tyrosine kinase collagen receptor activity; ATP binding. NCBI's taxonomy places the organism in Eukaryota, Metazoa, Mollusca, Bivalvia, Myida, Dreissenidae. Gene Ontology annotation, biological process: multicellular organism development; positive regulation of kinase activity; cell surface receptor protein tyrosine kinase signaling pathway.
ACCACAAGCCCAAUCUAAUGAACGCAUGUUGUAGACCAUUUGAUCAAGUUGCGAAGUAAGUCGGAUUAUCCAAUGAGGAUUAUCAAAAUAGGUCGGCGAGAUCAGUUGCGCUGUGAACAGUGUUUGAUUGGACAAACAAUCACACCCCCAGUGUGGUAGCUUCCACAGUAAGGUGUAGCGUACUAUGCUCUCUGUAUGGUACUGAAUUCCAUUGGAGAUUAUUGGAAUACUUUUGCUUUUAAAUGUACUUUGCAAGAACGACAUACAUAAAUGUGUUUUUAAUUUACCAAAAAGUGAGAAGGUCUUCAAAUUUGGAUAUAAUAUUUACAGUGUACUAUUAUGGAAUUAUAUUGAAAAGUGAUUAAGGAAGUGAUAUUGUUUUUCAUCCGUUUUACAACUAAUAAUAUACCGAUACAUUUUAUGUAGAUUUAUAAAAGAUACUAUAAGGAUAAAAUGGAUUAUUAGACGCGUUCGUCUUGAAAAUCCAUUUAAUUAAGACAAUUACGAAGUUGUUUUUAGAUGACAUUAUAACAAGAGUACACAACCAUCUUUAUGGAACGUUGGGAGUUUAAUAUGUAAUAUCGUAAUUACAUAUCCUGGGCUACUGUAACGCGUUCUUCAAAACAUGAAUUUGUUCAAAAAUGUGAAAAUUACAUCUUUACGAUAAGGCGAUUAACAUUUCUGUCUGAUAAUACGUAAGUGUUUUGUAAGUACCAUUAUUGAUGUGUUUUUGGUGUCAGUGCAUUCACAUAUUCUUUUGAUGGUUUUGCGAAAAUAAGUGGAUUUAUUCACAUCUUCAGUAUGGAACCAAAGUAUUAUGCAUGUGUGUGGAUUUUACUCCAUGGAUUUAUAUGGCAGCUGACCGCCUUGGACCUUUCCUCUGAUGCCGGCCUGCACAACUUCAAAAAACGAACUCAAUGUCGUGACUCCCUGGGCAUGCAGUCCGGCGCAAUUCCUGACUCAGCCAUCACAGCCAGCUCUUCUUUUGAUGAUGACACAGUCGGACCGAAGUUUGCAAGGAUACGUACAGAGACAAUGGGAGGAGCCUGGUGUCCCAAACCGAUGAUCAGCCAGAACUCGUAUGAGUACCUGCAGAUUGACCUCGGCAAACUCUCCGUGGUAACCAUGGUGGAGAUCCAGGGACGCUUCGGGAACGGUCAGGGUCAGGAGUACACAGAGCAGUUCCUGUUGGAGUAUCAAAGGGAGGACAUGGGCGAGUGGAUGAGAUUCAGGAACAAGCAGGGGACAGAGUUGUUCAAGGGCAAUGAGAACACGUACCUGACAGAGAUGAGGGAGGUAACUCCGCCAAUCAUAGGCCGCCGUGUCAGGUUCAUCCCGUAUAGCAAGACUCUCCGCACCGUGUGCAUGCGGGUUGAGAUAUAUGGCUGCAAGUGGGAAGAUGGUGUGGUGUCAUACAGCGUGCGUCAGGGAGACCGGCGUGGCUCUGAGCUGGACUUUGUGGACUUCACGUAUGACGGCAUGAUCCAGGAGAACUUCCUGUUGGAAGGGCUGGGUCAGCUGACAGACGGGGAGAUAGGGGACAACAACUUCAGGCUGGACAACGAGGAACUGCGCAUCAAGGGAUACGAGUGGGUGGGCUGGCGUAAUGACACACAGGACUUCCAGGGCCCUCUGAUCAUCACGUUCAAAUUUGACCAAGUCCGCAACUUCAGCAAAGUCUUCAUCAACUGCAACAACCUUUUCUCCAAGGACGUUCGUGUUUUCAAGGUGGCGCUGGUUUACUUCAGCGUUGGUGGGAAUCUCUACCAGAACUCGCCGGUCAAGUACGACUUUAUUCGGGACGAUGUGGUGGAGUAUUCCAGACCGGUGAUGAUCAAACUCAACAACAACGUGGGUCAGUACGUCCGUCUGCAAGUGUACUUCGAUGCCAAGUGGAUCAUGAUCAGUGAGGUGCAGUUCAUAUCAGAGCCUGCAUCUGGCAACUUCACAGAGGAGGUUCCCCCCGCAACCUUGAAACCCCUGCUGGUGCCUCCCAAACCAGAGGACAAGUACUACGAACAUGGGCUGAACAUUGGCAAGGGUACGCAUGCAGGGAACAUAGAGCCAGAGAAAGCUCCCAAACAGCAGACGCCAGGAAGUGACAUCAUCGGUAUCAUCAUCGGUUCCCUGGCGGGGCUCAUUGCCAUCCUCAUCGCCAUAGUGAUCUUCAUCGUGUGCAGACACCGGCGGAAUAAGAACAACAACAACCGGCACAUGAAGACAGCCCUUGCGGAUACACAUAACCAGAUCACCCUAAAUAUGUCUGACCUGCGGGGGACACACACCAACGGCAAGGUGCUCAAUGGAAUCAUGUACAACGGGGUCCCUUUCACAGAGCUCGAGUCUGACAAGGAAUGCUGCAGCGAGCGUCCAAAGCACAAUGGUCAUCGCGAAACAAAGGACUCGGUUAUCGUAAAUAGGGGUAGCAUGGCCGCCAAUUUGACUGACCUCCCGGAAUUACCUUCACCAGCAGAAAGCCAGGAUUACGCUGUCCCAGAUGUCACCAAGUCAGCCCUGAUGACCUUUCCACAGGCGCGCAAGCAGAACAACCUCGACAAGCCACCCCCACAGUAUGAUGCACUCUACGCUGCAGCUGACAUAAUCAGUACACAGGUCCCCAAUAUACCUUCCCUUCAGGGUGUGAGUGGCAACAAUGUGUACGCUGUUCCCAAUGCAGAGCUGCUUCUCAGCAUUGAUGUUUCUGUAAACGAAUUUCCACGCGAGAACCUACGCUUCAUCGAGGUGUUGGGACAGGGUCAGUUUGGAGAGGUUCACCUGUGUGAUGCAGUGAACAUGAGUCACUUUGUUGAGGAAGACUUCAUAAUGAACCGCACACUGUCCAGAAUGUGCCUGGUGGCCGUGAAAAUACUCAGAACCAACGCAGAAGACAGAGCCAGAAAAGACUUUCUGAAGGAGAUCAAGAUCAUGUCCCAGCUACGGGACCCUAACAUUGUGCGUGUUCUGGGCGUGUGUACGGGGGAGGAGCCGCUGUGUAUGAUUGUGGAGUACAUGAAGUAUGGAGACCUCAACCAGUUCCUGCUGGACCACGUGCUGGAGACACCUUCUGCGCAGGCUAUCAACGCUAAAAUACUCAGCUACGGGUGCCUGAUCUACAUGGCGUCCCAAAUUGCCUCUGGUAUGAAGUACCUCGAGUCUCUGAACAUGGUGCAUCGUGACCUCGCUGUACGCAACUGUCUUGUUGGCAUGAACUUCACUAUCAAGAUUUCUGAUUUUGGGAUGAGUCGGAGUUUGUACAGUGCUGACUAUUACAAGAUAGAGGGGCGAGCUGUGCUUCCGAUACGAUGGAUGGCAUGGGAGUCAAUACUACUGGGCAAGUUUACGACUAAGUCUGAUGUCUGGUCAUUUGGAGUGACGCUAUGGGAAAUAUUGACUUUUGCCCGUGAUCAACCGUAUCAUAAUCUAAGUGAUGAUCAAGUGAUAGCCAAUGCGGGGCAUUUCUACAGAAGCGACGGACAGCAGAUGCUUCUACCACAGCCCAUUGUUUGCCCCCGUGAGAUUUAUGACAUGAUGGUCGAAUGUUGGAACCGCUCGGACUGUGAGCGACCCACAUUUAAAGACAUUCACAUGUUCUUGUUACGAAAGAACAUGGGAUACAAUCCAAAAGAUGAAAAGUUGAACCAAUUAAAAAUUCCAGUGUGUUAGUUACAGUGACUAAAUAUCGAAGUUAAACUGGACAACUAAGCUAUUAACUCAUUCUGUUCUCUGCCAAGAAUUGGCAGCAAGAUGAAGCUUGAAGCCUUCAUCACUUCUGUUUGUGUCCCAUUGUGCUAUUUACUAAGAAAUGUCUCAGUCCACGACUUGAGUAAAUAAUAACUUAUAUUAUAACUUUCUGAAUUUGUGCUAACUGUUAUGUUUAUAUUCUGUUAUAUUUAUAUAUGGCCGGUUUAUAAUUUUCAAAUUAAAAAAAAACUGCAUUGUUUGCAAUAAAGUGUAAAAAUUAUUAAGUUGAAAGAAUUAAGAGUAUGGUAUUUGAGCAUAUAUAUUAUUUGAAAGAAAGCUUGAAGCCUCCAUCACAGCCCAUGACUUGAGAAAUUAGUAACUUUUUUAAUUUGUGCUUACCUUUUUAUUAUUAUACGUCAGAUUCACAUGUCUAUGUUUUAAAAAACUCUGCAGUGUUUGCAAUAAAAAACACAAAUACUUAUGUUAUAAUAAAUUAUAAUAAAAGCGUAUACAUAUAACGGUAUUUGCAAAACAAUUUUAAAAUGACGAUGACUAAUAAAUUGUUACAUUUAUAUCUUAGCAAGCUGCAUUUGCUACAUUAGUACAUCCAGGUCUUACAAUAAAGUCAUUGUUGAUAAUUAAAAGAGAAGGAAAUUGUCAAGGAUUUCUUCUUUUAAAAGUUUGAAAUUAAUUUGUUCACAACGGAAGUAGUAUACCUUCUUGCUCCAAACGUAUUUAAGUGCAAUGUGUACCCUGUAGUAUACAGACAGACAUUGUUACAUCAAAUCAGUCUAAGAAACUUGUUGACAGUUUGACCAAAAAUCAAUUCUCGAACAACUGUCCUAGAUUCAAGAAAAGAAUGCUAUAUUGAAACCCUCGCAAUAACACUCACGAAUAUAAAGCAUGUUAACAAUGCUAAAUCCCUUGUGAAUAGUAAUCAAUAGCAUUCUGCACAAUAUUGUUUUGAGCUAAAUGUAUGUAAAUGUCAUUCAUAAAGAAAUGAAAAUUUAAUGGCAAGUUCAAAAUAUCUUGCCGUUUACAAUGACCCUGUGCUAGAUUUUUGUGCUUGAUUUUUUAGCUGAUGUUUAAACUUUAACAUUGAUGUUGAAAGUCUUAAUUUAUCAAAACACAAUUGUACACGACUAAAUAUAACAUUAUAUGUGUUUAUUGAAGUUCGUAAAAUUGUGAAGUUGGAAUGUAAAUUGACUUUAAAUAAUGAUUAACCGUCUUGGAGUAGCAAUGUUCAACUGUUUAAUGAAAAAUAGUAUUUGCGGGAUACAUAAUGCUUAGAAUACUUCAAAAUCUGACGAAGCUUGUUCAUGUUCAGCCAUGUAUUACACUUAUUUUAUUAUUCUUUGUAUUUUUUCGUUGUCAUUGAACAAUUGUGUACAAUUAUACCAGUUAAAAAUGCUAAUCAAAUUGGUAUCAAGUAAUUAUUUGUUACCGGAUUCUAAUGCCAUUUUUGUAUUGUUGUUGUUGUUGUUUAUUUUAUUUAAGUUCAUAAUUAUUCUUUUGAUGUUUCCAUAUUGACCUUCAAAAUGAUUUGAGCUCCAUCAUGCGAAAAUGGGUCUUAUUCAAUGUGCGCCAGAAAAGCCUGCUUAUUGGUCACUCUGGUCAGGAGCUAUAUGUAAGCCAGCUUAUUGGUCACUCUGGUCAGGAGCUAUAUGUAAGCCAGCUUAUUGGUCACUCUGGUCAGGAGCUAUAUGUAAGCCAGCUUAUUGGUCACUCUGGUCAGGAGCUAUAUGUAAGCCAGCUUAUUGGUCACUCUGGUAAGGAGCUAUAUGUAAGCCAGCUUAUUGGUCACUCUGGUCAGGAGCUAUAUGUAAGCCAGCUUAUUGGUCACUCUGGUCAGGAGCUAUAUGUAAGCCAGCUUAUUGGUCACUCUGGUCAGGAGCUAUAUGUAAGCCAGCUUAUUUUUAUCAAAGUGCUGUAACAUAAUGUGUGUUGUUCUUUACUUUCAUAGUCUUCAGUAAAAAUUUAGAGGAUAACAGUGAUAUCUAAGACGUAUAAUCCAUAAAUAUCUCUGAUUUCACAUUGAAGCUUCUUUCAUGUUAUUAUAUGUGCAUAAUAUUUCAUUCCAUUCAUAUUUCACAUGUCAGCUGUAAAUAUUAUUUACAUUUUGUACAUAGAUAUAAGCUGUGCUCGAGAAAAUCAGGGCUUAAUGCAUGUGCCUAAAAUGUUUCAGAUUAGCAAGCGCUAUAAUCAGGGAAGACACUUUCCGCUUUUAUGGUAAUUUUAGUUUAGAAGAAAUCUCUCUUUAGUGAAAUUCCAGUUUAUGUCUUAGCUGUUGGCUCUGAUAAGCCCGUGCAGAAUAAACAGAGACAAGAAUUUACGCAAAUACUUGAAGCCCUGUUGUCCCAGAGUGCAGCUGAUCUUAUAAGUUGGUAGAUUCAUAGUCAUCUAUUUGAAUAUGUCAUGUGCUUUUUAUGCCCCCCUUCGAAGAAGAGGGGGUAUAUUGUUUUGCUGGAUGUCGGUUGAUCUGUCUUUCUGUCGGUAGACCAGUUCGUUUCCGAUCAAUAACUCGUCAAUGGACUGAUCGAUUGGCUUGAACAUUCACGUGUGGAUUUGCCUUGAAGAGUAGAUGACCCCUAUUGAAAUUUGGGUCAAUAGGUCAAAAGUCAAGGUCACUUUUGCAAUAAGUGUGCAAAUCGUUUCCGAUCAAUAACUCGUCAACGCAUUGAUAGAUUGGCUUGAUUUUUCACAUGUGCAUUGGCCCUGGACAGUGGAUGACCCCUAUUGAAAUUGGGGUCACAAGGUCAAAGGUCAAGGACACUGUCACAAUAAGUGUAAAAAUCGUUUCCGAUCAAUAACUCGUCAACUGAUUGUUUAAUUGGCUUGGUACUUCACAUAUGAAUUGGCCUUGGGCAGUAGAUGACCCCUCUUGAAAUUAGGGUCACUAGGUUAAAUGUCAAGGUCACUGUCUCAAUAAGUGUGAAAAUCGUUUCUGAUGAAUAACUCGUCAACGGAUUGACCAAUCGGCUUGAUACUUCACAUUUGCAUUGGUCUUGGACAGUAAAUGACCCAUUUCGAAAUUGGGGUCACUAGUUCAAAUGUCAAGGUCACUGUUGCAAUAAGUGUGAACAUCGUUUCUGAUAGAUAACUCUUCAAUCAAUUGACCGAUUGUCUUGAUACUUCCCAUGCUCAUAGACCUUGGAAGUAGAUGGCCUCUUUUGACAUUGGGAUCACUAGAUCAAAGGUCGAGGUCAAUGUCACAAUAAGUGUGGAAAUCGUUUCCGAUAAAUAACUCCUCAACAAAUAGACCGAUUGGCUUGUUUCUUCACAUGAGCAUCGGCCUUUGACAGUAGAUAACCCCUAUUGAAAUUGGGGUCACUAGUUCAAAGCCCUGAUUUGGGGGGGAAGCAUAUGUCUCCGACCGCGGAACUCUUGAUUCUAUUUUUUUGGUGCUUAAUACUUGUCAUACGAAAAGAUGUAAAAUAAUUGACUGAAAUAAUCUGAAUCUGUUCUCGUAUUUUUCUUUACUUAAAUUAUAAUAAUAAGUAAACCUGCAAGUUGAACUGUCGUUGGUUUUGAAUGGUCAAUCAUGCUCAGAAACAAUGCCAUCAAAUAAUUGGUGUACCAAGUCAAGAGUUGAUCAUGAAACGGUGGUAUCCGCCCAGCAAUUCAAUAUCUGGAACAAUAGUUAUGCUGCACCCCCCCCCAAUAUUGUGUUGAUGGUUUUCAUAUGUAGCUUAUAAAAUACGCAGUUUAAGGCAUGUAUGCACAUAUGGACAGCGGUCUGAAUAAACAUUGUAUGUUCAUGAUUUACUGUUUGACCAAUCAGAAAUCAUAAAAUAUGCUGAUAAAAUCCCUGUUUAAUUAAUUAAGAAUGUUAGAAUAAGUGAUGAAAUACGCUUUAAAAAAUCCCUGUUUUAUUUAUCAGAAUUGUUCAAAGAAAUUAUAUAAUAUGUUUAUAACAUAUGUGAAAUAAAAAAGCAUUUCAGGUUUGCAAGUAGAGCCACGUGUUAUUAUCAAAGUUUGAAGCAAGAUUUGUAUUCAUUAAUUACAAUGGAACCACAACGAAAAUAAAUAUUCACUUACUAGGUUGUUAAUUUGAUUCAUAUUUAUGCAUUUUCAUUUUAGUUGAACUCACAAGAUUGUGUGAAUUCGUAUAGAUCUGAAUUGGUGUGUAAAACAGUUUCUUUUGGCACAAAGGCACAUGGAGCAAAGUGUUCAUAGAACAAUUAUAUCUAGUCAGAUGUAAGGUGUAUGCGUUAUUUUCGUGUUCCAAGUGUAAUAUAUGCCUAGCCUAACCCUGUUGUGUUUGAUUGUUUCCACGCCAGUGAUAGUUUAAUGUUAUCGCUUGGCACAUUUACAGCAAUUAAACACUUUUGUUAUCUACUCAUUCAUAUUGAAUGAAAAUUGUUUCUAAUUAUGAUCUGAAUUGCUGUUACAUUUGGAAAGAGUAAAUCUUGUUAUUGUCAAAUUAUUAUGUGUAUAUGAUGUUGUUAUUUUGUGAACAUGAAAAUGAUAUGUGAGUUAGAACAGAAAUACAAACACAAACUUAUUUACACGUGUCUUUACAAUCUCAGUUGCACAUUUUGCAAUGACAUUAAUAUUAUGUGCGUAAUCAAGUGAGUUUUAUGAACAUAAAAACGUGGUUGUUGUUCUUAUUUAACUUAAGAAGUUUGUAUUAUAUAUUAUGGUACCAGAUACCUAUUCAUUCUACUGUAGAUGCAAUACACCUUGAAAGCAAAAAGCAUCUGAAUAAAUAUUCUUACAUAGGACAAUUUAAGUAUAUAAAAAUCAUAAAUAUUUAUUUUGCUUAAUAGAGUUUUUCUUUAUAAGCUUGUUUUAUUUUUUGUAUAAUACCUGUUUAAUGUAUAUUGGUAUUACAGAUACAUGUAGAAAACGCGAUACAAAAAUGUUUAGAUGUUACUAAUAUAAAAAUUAUAAAAUAAGUACAAUAUUUUAUUACAAGUUCAGUUUUUCUAUGUUGUAUUUCUGUCUGAAUGAUUGCAAUGAUUGUGCUAUUUAUCAUUGUAUAUGAUACAAAAUCUAAUUUAUAUAUAUUUUAAUAAAAGCCAAAAACAUUUGAACCACA